Colletotrichum higginsianum IMI 349063 is the source of this 579-nucleotide messenger RNA. RefSeq lists its product as uncharacterized. The transcript has 4 exons. Bases 1 to 579 code for a protein of 192 amino acids. NCBI's taxonomy places the organism in Eukaryota, Fungi, Ascomycota, Sordariomycetes, Glomerellales, Glomerellaceae. The record is from RefSeq and is a predicted model, not a curated record.
AUGCCUGGAGUUCCCAUCGACGCCCUUGACAACCUCAAGGCCAAGUUCAAGGCCAUCUUCAAGAAGAAGGACGAGAAGAAGGCCGACGCCUCAAAGCCCGCCGAGUCCAAGCCCGUCGAGACUCCUGCCACCACUACCACGCCGGCCACCGAGCCCACCAAGACUGACGCAGCUCCCGCCCCCGUCCCGGCCACCGAGCCCGCUGCCGCUGCGCCUGCCCCUGCUGCCGCUGCUGAGCCGCCCAAGGCACCCGAGCCCGAAGCCAAGAAAGACGAUGCUCCGGCCACCACUGAGCCCGCCAAGGCCCCUGAGGCUGCUCCUGAAGCUCCCGCAGCCCCUAUCGUAGCCCCCGAGGCCCCCAAGGCCCCCGAGCCCGCCACCGCGCCUGCUCCCGCUCCCGCUCCCGCUCCUACUGCCGAGCCUGCGAAGACUGAGACCCCGGCUACUACUGCCCCGGCUGCCGAGACCGCCCCUGCGGCUACCCCCGCCUCUGCCCCUGCUCCCGCCGCCGAGCCUACCGAGGCCGCCAAGCCCGAAGAGAAGCCCGCGGAGGCGAAGAAGGAGGCCACCGUCGCCUAG